Molecule: messenger RNA, 4813 nt
Organism: Sphaerodactylus townsendi
Lineage: Eukaryota; Metazoa; Chordata; Lepidosauria; Squamata; Sphaerodactylidae
Gene: PCNX4
Product: pecanex 4
Exons: 13
Coding region: 648-4202 (1184 amino acids)
Cellular component (GO): membrane
Source: RefSeq, a predicted model, not a curated record
UGGGGGACGGGGCGGCGGCGAUCCUAACCGGGUCUACUCGGAAGCAAGACCCUUAGUUCCCCCCAGCACGGCCUCUUCCUUCGCGGCCCGGGCGCGCUCGACACGCAGGGGGAGGCCAAGCAGCCCUGCCCUGCGGAGCGUCGCCUGCUGCUGCCCCCGAGGAAGCCGUUCCCCCGCCUCGCCGCCGCCGCCUCCUCCCCCGGCAGCGCUGAGGAAAGCCGGGCCGAGCCACGGGGAAGGCGGACGGGGAGGCCGGCCGAGCAGCAGCAGGAGGAGGCCCGACGACGGCGCCCGGGGGAGGGGAAGCCGCUCCCUUCGGCCGGGCUGUUGGGAUGUUAAACAGAGAUUCUGAGCAGACUCCAGCCCCUGUGAGUUAUUGCAGCUUUUGGCCUUUGGGGUUAAAUCAGGCUUAGGUUUAGAAGACCUGAAAUGCUACCUUCAGAGCUGGGAGAAUAAAACAUCUGGACCAGACCGAGACCGAUCAAGUCCAACCGUCUGUUCACGCAGUGGCCAAUCAUGUGCUUCCGGGAAACCCACAAGCAAGCAAACCGCAGCAGCGUUAUCAUGUUCUGCAGCAGCUAAUGUAGCAGUCUGAUACUGGAGAGGAUAGAGAGGAUGAGAUCCGUCCAAAAUUUGGGCAGAUAAGAAUGGGCCCUGAUGUGCCUCUGCUGGAUUACCACAAGCGCGACUUCCUCUUGAGGCGUUUUGCACAGACGGCUUUGGGCGGCCCUCGGCUGAGGCUGGGACAGAGUGCGCCUCCCUAUGUCUAUGUCAACCAGGUUAUUCUGUUCUUGACGCCAUGGGCGCUGGGUGGAGCGGGAACUCUUCUGUAUCAGCUUGAUGUUCUACAAGACUAUUAUGCAGCCGCACUUUCCGGAGCGCUCAUGCUAGCCGCGGCCACCGUUGUCCAGGCGACAGCUUUGGGCGUGAGACGGAGGAGGGCAUCCGUGCAGAGGGUGCAGAUGCACAAUAACCUAACGGACGAAGAUGUGUGGGAAUUUUCUAGCUGCGCAGGAUCAGAAACGGUGAAGUUUCUUAUUCCGGGCAAGAAAUAUGUCGCCAACGUCGUCGGGCACUCGGUUCUUGCUGGGGUGCUGUGUGCCUUGGGGACUUGGUACUUGCUACCAAACAGACUCACUUCACUUUACGGUGGUAACGUUGCCGCUUCUGCAACGGUCUUUGUGUUUGGGUGGCUGACGGUCUGCAUAGGGGAAUACGCCUUGGUCAUCAACACUCCUCCAGAGACUGCUGCUUUCCAAGUAUUGGACCGUUACGAAAUCACAGCUUUGAUGAGAUCUUUUUACAUUUUGGUCUUCGUUGCGGUGGAUCUUGCUGAGAGGUUCAUGGCUGACGUACCUGACUUGAAGCUGGCAAACCAGAUUUUGCAUGUUGUGUUUUUGGCCUUGCCUCUCCUGUGGGCGCUGGGGGUUCUGCCACCUCUGGACGCGUUUUUCCUCUGGGGAAUGGAGCAGAUGUUGGAGAUUGGUCUUGGAGGCUCACCCAUGUCCAGUGACAUCAGGCUGCUAGGAAUGGUUUUCAUCUCUGCGGGAACAGCCGUUGCAUCCUAUUUCAUUCCCAGCUCCGUCGGAGCGGUCAUUUUCAUGGCUGGGUUUGGAUUUGCACUGAGUCUGAACCCCAGUAAGAUUGGUUCCACCCUCAAGCAUGUCACGACCAGCUGUUUAGCUGCUAAGAAAUUUGAGGACGUGCCUGCUUAUUGUCGGACACAGUUUCGCUGGAGGGAGAUAAUUUUCUAUUUGGCCGUCUUCGCUUUGGCCCUCGUAGAAGCUGGACUUUUGCACCAUGAGCUUGGUUCUCAGGCAUUCUCCAAAACCAGCCUCCAGGCAGUUAUGAGCUACGUUAUAAUGGUGCUGCUCCUGACUACGUGGGUUCUCCGGGAGAUUCAGACAGUGUACAUAUUUGGAAUUUUCCGGAAUCCGUUUUACCCGAAGGAUGUCACUGUUACCAGCGGGGUUGCAGAGAAGCAAAAAGGGCUUUCAAGGAUUGGCGCUUUGCGAAGGAUUUUAACAACUGGAGUGUCGCCGUUUGCUAUGAUCGCAUUUCUUUCCCUGGACAGUUCUCUGCACCAGGUCCCAUCCGUGUCUAUUUCCGUUGGAUUCACGAGAAGCUUUAGAAUGGUAUGGCAAAAUACGGAGUGCGCCCUCUUAGACGUGGCGUUGGUGUCUGCGGUACAGCUGCUGACGACCAAUACCGACCUUUGGUGGAACAGAAGUCUCGAUACGGGAACCAGACUCUUGCUGGUCGGCUUCAUUCGGAAUCGACUGUUUCAGUUUGUCUCAAAAUUGCAGUUUGUGGUCACUGUUCUCUGGACGUCAUGGACAGAGAAAAAACAGCGCCGGACGUCUUCCGCCACCCUGAUUACACUCAACGUUGUCUUCUUCCCAGUUCUACUGACCCUCGUAGUGCUCUCUGCGUUGUUGGCUUCCUCCGUUCUUCCCCUUUUCAGCCUCCCCAUAUUUCUGAUCGGUUUCCCAAGGCCUAUCCGGAGCUGGCCAGGCCCAGUGGGUGAGACAGCUUACGUGUGUCACGAUACCGUCUAUUACCAGCAAAUGGUUCCCAGGAUGGUAUCAGCUUUGCAGGCUGCUUUCUCCUCUGGUAGCCUGGGCCUCUGUGUAGCUGGAUCUCACUACUUGUGCCGGUUUCAGGACAGACUGCUGUGGAUCCUCGUGCUAGAGAGAGGCUUCACUUAUUGCUGUGUCAACAUCAAGGGUUUAGAGCUGGAGGAGACCUCUUGCCACAGCGCAGAAGUUCGUCGAGUUGACGAAAUGUUCGAAGCUGCUUUCGAAGGCGAGGAACGUCCUCGGAGGCUUUCCCUCAACCAUCACUUUGGGAACGUCUUAACCCCGCGCACAGUCCUGCCCGUGAAACUCUAUUCAGAUGCCAGGAACGUCUUGUCCGGAAUCAUCGACUUGCCAGAGAACCGGUGGCAGAUGAAGGACGACUUCGUAGAAGUCCUUUUGUGGAUGCUGGUCCACCAUUGCUACAAGAAGUUAGAAAGGGCGGAGUUGCUUGAUGAAACCCCGAAGCAAGAGUCUCCCCAGCUGACACCGCCUGAGGUCUUGAACAAGACCAGAGAAAGGACGAGCAUCCACUCGUCCAGGUCGGACAGUCUCAGUAUGGAGUCGGUGGACCACUGGACAGACAAUGGGCACCUUUUUGAUCUAGAACCCGCCAGGAGAACCUCGGAAGCGCAAAGGAUUCUGCCAAUUCUCUUCUCAUCUCUACCAGGAUCAGUAGAAAUCGAAGAUGAACUAGCAGGAGAGAGUGCGACAGGGAAAUUUUAUAAAUCAAUCCUUCCCGCUUCACCUACUUUAGGCGCCGGCAAGCGGCAAGAGUCAAAGCUGCCCCGUGGGCCACCCCCUGUUGUGUUCAGUAGCCACUCUUCUGAGUUGUUGGCCGUUCCUAGACAGUGGAGAACAGCACCUUGUUUGGAAGCUGAGCUGAAGGAAAUGAGGCAGAUAUUCCCAGAAGACUGGUUCCACUUCGUCCUUCGCCAGCUGUCUUUCUCUUACUUGAAAGAGGAUCGUUUCAGUUUGCAUGGAGAUUCUAUGAACGACCCCGCUCUGCGAGAAGUGUACACCCAAGCGGUCCUACCCUGUUGGAUCGGCGUGUUUGGGGCAGAUCCCAUCCUUCCGUCUCCUGGUCAGAUAUUCAGAACGUACAACGGAGACAUCCCCUGGUCGACCUGCACUCAUUGGCUAGCAGGAAAGCAAGAGCUGUUCCGUCUGGCGUUGAAAGCAUUCAGGUACACGGUGAAGCUCAUGGUGGAUAAAGCGAGCCUGGGCCCAUUCGAAAGCUCCGAGGAGCUGCUGAGCUGCCUGGAAGGAUAUGAAAACGACUGGUUUAUCGGGGUGGCAUCGGAACAGGAGUGGCAGGAGGCCGUUCUGCAGGAAAAGCCGUUUCUGUUUUCUUUGGGGCUUGACGCUGACAAGGGCGUUUGCACCAGCCGCACGCUGACCCUCCAGGAAUUCCCAGUGCCAGUCGGGAAGCUGUCUGGCGAGGCCGUCCGAGGCCAGUGGGCCAACCUGUCUUGGGAGAUGCUGUACGCCACGAAUGACGACGAGGAACGCUUCAGCAUGCAAGCUCAUCUCGUCCUCCUGAGGAACCUCACGAUACAAGCUGCGGAUCCCCCGCACGGAUCGCCUGUGUAUUCCUCUGAACCUCUGCAUGUGCCUCUGCUCUAGGACUCGGGUGACUGCAGAACCAAAUGCGAACGAAUGCACUGGUGUACUAAAAAAACCUGUCUCUUUGGCUCAUUCUGCACACGCAAAAUAAUGCCCUUUCAAACUGCUUUCAGUGCUCUUUGAAGCUAUGCGGAAUGGCAAAAUCCACUUGCAAACAGUUGCGAAAGUGGUUUGAAAACGCAUUAUUUUGCGUGUGCGGAAGGGGCCUUUGAAAGAGCCAGGAAACCUUUACGAAGGGGAGAUGCCCUCGGAACAAUACUUUCUUUUGGGGAAGUGUGGGGAGAUCUCAUGUUCCGUACCAAAAGUCUUAGUCUGAUCCUGUGCCCAUUGGAACUGGUGAUUUGGCAGACCUGGGAAGGAAUUUUUGACAUACGCAAUAAGCUCAUAAUGUACUUUUUUGUGGACUUAAUUUGUCUGAAGUCAGUAUCCCCAACAGGUGACUUGCAUUAAAAGGUAAGUUACAGUGUAUUAUAGAGUGUAAAACCGUAAGGAUUAAGAGCCAGCGUGGUGUAGUGGUUAAGAGCAGGUGGAUUCUAAUCUGGAGAACCGGGUUUGAUUCCCCGCUCCUCCACCUGAGUGGUGAACCAGAUAAGCAUUCCUGCUGGGUGACC